Messenger RNA from Candida albicans SC5314, 972 nucleotides. RefSeq names its product putative endodeoxyribonuclease. Lineage: Eukaryota; Fungi; Ascomycota; Pichiomycetes; Serinales; Debaryomycetaceae. Bases 1 to 972 code for a protein of 323 amino acids. The record is from RefSeq and is a predicted model, not a curated record. Gene Ontology annotation, molecular function: hydrolase activity, acting on ester bonds. The transcript has a single exon.
AUGAAUGACACAUUUCUAAACCUAAGCGAUAGCCAUUGCCAUUUUAACCCGGAAUGUACUGCUAGUGACACAGAGAAAUUUGCAGAAAGACUCAACGAGCAAUCAAAACAGAUCCCAGACAACUACUUUCAUCUAAUGACUACUCAACAUUUGGAUCUUGAAUUUAUGGAUACAUUACUAACCAGGUUAGAGAAUCCAAGAGUAUUAGUUCCAUAUUUUGGUGUACACCCUUGGUUUUCUCAUUUGUUUUAUAUUGAAGGUACCCCCACCAAGGAGGAACAUUACAAGAAUGUUUUGAAACCAGAACCUUCCAAUGAAUUAUUGGCUACAUUACCUGAUCCCAUUAGUCUACACAAACACAAAGAUAGAUUUCUAGAGAUCAUUAACAAACAUAACCUUGAAAUAUAUGGAAUUGGCGAAAUUGGGUUGGAUAAACUAUUCAGAGUUCCUAAUAACGGCUACUGUGGUAAUUUGAAUUUCCCACUGUCGACAGAAAAUAAAUUAUCUGCUUGUAGAGUUGAUAUUAAUCAUCAAUUGGAUGUUUUUAAAUUUCAACUAACAUUAGCUGAACAAUUAAAGAAACAAGUGUCUUUGCAUUGUGUUAAAGCUCAUGGCUUAUUGUUUGAUCAAGUGAAAAAGUUUUCCAAUAUUACAGUCAUCCUUCAUUCGUAUACCGGAUCAAUUGAACAAGCACAGGUGUGGAUAAAAUCGUUACCCCAGAACAGACUCUACUUUUCAUUUUCAAAUUGGAUCAACGGAGAAAAAAUAGAGGCUCUAAAAGCACUUGUAACGGCACUUCGACCAACGCAAAUAUUGAUUGAAUCAGAUAUUGACGUUGACAGAAGUUUCAUUGAGCAGAGGCAAACAAAACACUUUGACCACCUUGAUGGCAUUUACAAAAAGAUUCAUGAGCACAUUUUUAUAGAUUCAUUACAAAUUCACAACAACAUGCUAAAUUCUAUAGGCAUAUAG